Molecule: messenger RNA, 1605 nt
Organism: Trichogramma pretiosum
Lineage: Eukaryota; Metazoa; Arthropoda; Insecta; Hymenoptera; Trichogrammatidae
Exons: 4
Coding region: 322-1365 (347 amino acids)
Source: RefSeq, a predicted model, not a curated record
CAUUUCUCUCGUCAAACGCGAAAUGUUUAUGCACGUGUUUAUAAUCGAAGCUGUUAAAUUCGGUUAGAAAGAGCGCCAAUUCAGCCGUGUGCCAUUGUUGUUAUUGCCUGUACCUAUAUUAUGUUAUUCAAACGAGCUGCUUCUGCUUCAAAUGGAUACCGAAAUCAACGACUUAUUCUCGUUCUAAGCUCGGGCCUACUCGUAUCUUCUAUGUGCGCUUAAAUAAGUGAAUAUCGCAUCGUCCGCAAUAAUUGUGGUUUUCGCGUAAAAACAAAAAGAACAAUCUUAAAUCAUUAGUGACUGUGCGCGUCGUGCUCGAGUAUGGAAAACGAUUUAGCCACGUUAACCCGCCAAUUGAGUAUCUUGAAAGGAUUCGUGAAGUGGGACGACAUGAGAUCGCGAUUCGCAUUUUUCUGCACUUUCAAUUCAUUGAUUAAAGAUUGGAAGGCCCCGCACCCGAACCUUCUGGACGUCUUUACGCCCGAAGAGAUCGAGAAGAUUCUCAACUUUGCCGUGGACGACCCGGCCGGCGACGCGAAGCACAGAGAAAGAUUCAUCGAGUUCGUAGCCGCGACCGGCUACAAAGACGCGCUGCAGAAACGUGGCCGCCCGGUCCUGGACCGCACCACACCGCUGCAUCGUUUGUUCCACAGCCGGCUCCCCGGCGACAAGGACCGAAUGGCCCGUGCGCUCUUUCGGAUAUACGACAAAGUCAAGGUGAACUACGAGGAGACCCGUCACCUCGAGGACCAAAUCGUCUCGCACUUUCACGUGGCCUGCUGCAUCAGCGACAAUGAAAGACCGAUGACCUCGAAAAAAAUUCAUUUGGAACAAAAAAACAAAACUGAUGAGACGGAGGAUGAUGGCGAGGGCGAGCCAAGUGCCGACAUGCUCGAGGAGCAAGUCCCGGAAUCAUGCUCCAAAGUUGGAAAAAAAGCAGCUGAAAUGGGAGUAAAAUCUGGCAAGAAACGCCCGAGACCCGAAAAAAAAUCCAAUGAAAGACCGAUGACCUCGAAAAAAAUUCGUUUGGAACAAAAAAACAAAACCGAUGGGACGGAGGAUGAUGGCGAGGGCGAGUCAAGUGCCGACAUGCUCGAGGAGCAAGCUGAGACGGACGAAAAAGAAAAUUUGGACGAGGCUUCACAAGAAAAAGAAAACAAUCAAAAUGAAUUUAAAAGUAACAAGCGCAAAGACAGAGAAGAAAUAAAUGACACCGAUGCUGAUGAACAGAAACAAAAACGCUCCCGCAAAUCCGCUGAUAUGAACGAGGAACUGCGAAAGAAGUUUGUGUCUUUUCACCGGGAGAAAAGAAAAGUAAAGCUUUAUCCCGGUUAUAAUAUUUACAUUAAUGCUGCCGAGCUAUAAUUUCUUAAGGAUCAGUGGAGGAAUAAACCAAGGCAUCUUGCUAGGCAGCUUUUUUGCCUAAUUAUCGAUCCAUCAAAUUUGAAAAAAAUGACAGCGACUGGUCGAGCUGGAACUACCGAAAUACCAAAUGAUGUUUUUAAGGCAGUAUUUAGUAAGAAAAUUUUGAAAUCGUUUAAAAGGAGAUCGAUUUUGAAAUCGUUUCUCUUCAAUCUCGGCCAAAAUAUACAUUUUUUUGUUGUA